AUGACAGUUUCCUCCGAUCCCAUCCAUACGGAACAACUUUUGAUCGGCGGGGAUGAUGAAAUCGCUUCAACACCUUCAGUCAGAUACCGUUGGCCGUUGGGACGUGUUUUAAGAUUUAGAGGCGAAGACACUCGCCACAAUUUCACGGAAACUCUGUACAGAGAACUUACAAAAAAUGGUAUACGUACAUUUCGCGACGACGAGGAGCUGGAGAGAGGAGAGGAGAUCGCUCCGAGCCUUGUGGAUGCCAUCCAGGAUUCUGCAGCUGCUAUAGCUGUAAUUUCAAAUGAGUAUACUUCUUCAAGAUGGUGUCUUGAGGAGCUUGCCAAAAUAGUAGAGUACAAGAAGCUAAUGCUUCCGGUGUUUUUCAGGAUUGAUCCUUCGGAUGUCAGUGGGCAGAAAGGCCCAUUUGAAGAGGAUUUUGUGAAGUUGGAGCAGAGGUUUGGUGAAGAUCAGGUUGGUCGAUGGAGGAGAGCUAUGGAAAAGGCCGAUUAA
Messenger RNA from Pistacia vera, 495 nucleotides. Its product is annotated as toll/interleukin-1 receptor-like protein. Gene Ontology annotation, biological process: signal transduction. The record is from RefSeq and is a predicted model, not a curated record. NCBI's taxonomy places the organism in Eukaryota, Viridiplantae, Streptophyta, Magnoliopsida, Sapindales, Anacardiaceae. The transcript has 2 exons. The coding region runs from base 1 to 495 and encodes 164 amino acids.